AUGGAUGCUGUGCAGGUAUUCGGGGGACCCAGGUAAGUUGUUGCAGAGUUCUACAAGAGUUUCACCAAUUACUCAUUGAGGGUGCCAGGAGGGCUGCUGUAGUUAUAGUAUUUGGAGUGUUCAUUUAAUUCUAGGGCAUUUUGAACCUCAAGUGAAUUUGAGGAAUCUAGAGGCAAGGUCAUACCUGAAAUUCUAAUGGAAAGGGGAAUGUAAGAAAAUAGAUACAGAUAGUCAGGGAAGUAAUAUCGAUUUAAUAGCCAUAAUUCUUCCCAGACAUAUCUGUAUUUUCACCCAUGCAUUCAAAUAUCUAUUGAUUUAAGUAAGUGCACAUAAUUCUGCUUUGAGAGAGACGAAAGCAAAUUAGUUACAUUCACACCUAAAAUUUCCUCAGUGUAGGAGACCAUCAAUAAUAAUGAAGAGAAGCACAGACAGAUUGUCUGGCUGCUUGAUGUAUUUUAUUGUAAUUCAGAAACUGUAACCCUCUGAUAUUAAAUAUUUGCAUUAGAUCAAAAAACUAGUACUGUUCAAAAAAGCUCUAUAUGAAAAAAUAUAAAAAAUAAUAUUUGUAAUGGAUACAUUUUAUACAUAAAAUAUUUAUAAAAUAUUUUAUGUAUUUUUAUUAUUUUACAGUUUAUGUAGCAUACAUAGAUACUCUGUAUUUUUAGCUUAUUUAUAAUUAUAUACAUAUUGUGACGGAGCUCCUGUACUCCGACCAAGUACCUCUGCCCAGUCCACUUCCUAGCCCCUUGCAGGGACCCUGGAACGCUUCAGCCCACUCGCCGAAGCUUGACUGAGGUCCUUCUGGAGCUUUUCCACCCAACCAGGCUGUAGCUCUCCUUUCAGGCAGGUAUCGUCCCCUCUGCCUUAUACACUUCAACCCUGCUGAAGGUAUAGUCCCCUCUGCCUCUUCCAUUGCAGUCCUUCUUCCAGGCAGGUAUCCACAUAAGCAGCAUUCAUAAUCGGAUGCCCCUGAGGAAUUCCAUUUGAAGGACGAAACGCGUAGGGCCAGGAGAGAAGGACAUAGUGACUUUUUAUUUAUUCAUUUGAUUGUAUUUUUUCUGUUAUUUGUUUUGUGGACCAAGAAGCUGCUAUAUAGUUACUGAUCUCAGAGGAUCAAGUUUCACCAUACCCUGAGUCUGGACACACAUCCUAUCAUAUGCAAGCUUGAAGAAUUCACUUUGUAAGUGCAUUUUAGUGAAAAUAAAGCUAUUUAAUUUUUAAAGGAAUACACUAUGUUUGCUUCUCUUCUUCUAUUUUCCAUAUGGUUUAUGGAUUGAAAAUACCACAGAAGGUUCACACCCUAUAAAGAAACCUUUACGUGCCUGCUACAAGCUAUUAUCUGUGAGUUACUCUACAUUAUCUGUAAUUCAUCACAGAUUUGUCACAUCACUCCAGCUCUAUCUCAGUUGCUCAGAUUGUAUUUGUAUAUAUGUAUAAUAGAAUAUAAGAUGAAUCUUCUUACAAUCUUUUCAUUAUAUAAGGGUAAUUUUACCUCUUAAAUUCUCACGUGGUCUGGGGGUGCUAUUGUAUUUAAUUUUUGGUUAUAUUGUAUAUUUCUAUAAGGUAUCCAUAUCCGCCUGUAAUGAAAUAGCUCUUGUCUUUAAAAAGACACCUACGGCUCGCAGGCCUAGCUCUCUUGCUUUAUCCCAGGGCUAGAGGAACCCCAGGUGAUGAUGACCACCGUCACAUAUAUAUAAGCAGUUUAUUUUUCAUAUAUGAAAAUACAUGAUAUUCUUACCCAUAUGUGUGAUGUAUGACCAGUAAGGGCAGUAAAUCAGAAAUCUAUCUAUCUAUCUAUCUAUCUAUCUAUCUAUCCAUCUAUUGAUCUAUCUUCAGCUCAUACGUUUAAAUGUAAUUGUCUUUCAAACUAUUUUACUCCUGACAUGUUUUUAGACAAGAGAGAAAUAAGAUAUAUAUACACCCAUUAGUUUUAUCUGAUAACCUAGACUUCCAUUAACUACUGGGUCGAUAAAUACAUUUAUAUAGCAAUAGCAAUCCACUCUUUACAGACAUGAAAAUGCAUUUUAACAUAGAAAUUGCUUUAUUUCCAAGUAUCUAAUAAUCUGACUAUCUCAUUUCAUACUAUUGCACGGUAUCAUAGAAGAACAUGAGGAUGAUUUAAUCAAAACCUAGGGAGUAAGAGUGCAAUGAGCAAUCUAGUUAUGCAAAGCUUCUAAUGCCUAUUUUUUAAGAGCAUGUACCAGGAAAAUAAUGAAGAGCAAUGCUUUCUGGAUGAUCAGUUUGACACUGCAGUAAAUGUCACAUUCUUGUGACAAUACCAGAAAAUCACACUUGUACCUAAUUUAUUUUUAAUUAAUGAACUUACAUGCUAGAGGGAGUGGGGUACAGUGACACAAAAGGUAAGGGUAGGGUAGAAAAGUACAUUGCUUGGAUAGUGUCCAUUGAGGGUUUUGUGUUUUGUUUUGAUGACAGUUUCAGGAGAGGAACCAGGAUGCGGGAAGGGAAAGUUGUUUACAGUUUAAUUGAUAUGCUUUCCUAAAGUAGUAAUUUUUCAAAGAUUUUUUGAAGGAAUGGAGAUUGGGUGAAAGUCUAACAAAGAGGGGAAGUGCGUUUAGGAGGUAUUUGGCUCUCAUCUUUCGUCUUUUAAAUGGAUAUUUUACCAUUCUCCAACACGGCUACAAUUUUGUGUGAGCAGAGUUAAAUCCUUACACCAGAGGGGCACAUAUAUCAAUCUGUCAGCUGGGACCAUAUUUAGUGGCCACAGACUGACCAAUGAGCCAUAUGCAGUGUUUAAAGUGAACUCUGCAUAGAGUUUUUUUAGGUGGGGCAUUUAAAUCCCAUGACUUGAAAAUCUGAUGUGAACUCUGUUAAACCGUUUCACACACCAGGGAGACAUAGAUAUCAACUGAUACCUUGGUGUCCUUGCUGUAAGCUGGGGUCAUAUUUAGUGGCCCCACACUGACAGAUGACCUGUAUGCAGUACUCAAAGUGAGUGCCACGUGUAUCCUUUUGAAUUCAUUUAAAUCACUUUGACUUAACAAUCACUCUCAGCUGUGGUGAUUUUAGGGCUGCAACCUGUCCAAGAGUGACCCAUAUUGUCUAAAAAGUUUCUGACAGGGUCUCCCUGCAUGCUCUCCUGUUGAUUGAGAUCACUGAUGAACUUUGCCAGCUGCCUGGCACCUGACAGAGCAGCUUCAGCAUGAAAGAAAGAUCUUGCUGUCAUGCCAUGACUGCUGACCCAACCAGUCCCACAGGGGCAGCCACAGCUUUAUUUAAAUUAACAAUUUAACUCAGUCCAAAUCUGCCAGCUGUUGGGUGUUCGGUACCAUGAGCCUCGACAGCCAGCUCCUCACCAUCAACUCCGUGCUGGCUGUCGUCUCCCCAAUGUCCUUUCUUCCUCUGCGAUGUCCAGGGAAACCGCCACCGCGAUGCCCCUCCUCGCGCACUACACUGCGCGGGCAUCGCGCCCCCCCGUCGACAGCGCCUCCUCAAUUCCUGCUUGCAGGCCCAUGUUAAAGGUGUCCAACCCAAUGGGGGACAAGUGCACACUAGUGAUGUCCCGAACGGUUCGCCGAACGGUUUGCCGCGGAUGGCGAACAUAUGCGCUGUUCAGUCAGCCCACUAUUCGUCAUCAUUGAGUAAACUUUGACCCUGUACCUCACAGUCAGCAGACACAUUCCAGCCAAUCAGCAGCAGACCCUCCCUCCCAGACCCUCCCACCUCCUGGACAGCUCACUAAGAAUGCAGCUUCACAAUGGAUGCUGUCCAGGAGGUGGGAGGGUCUGGGAGGGAGGGUCUGCUGCUGAUUGGCUGGAAUGUGUCUGCUGACUGUGAGGUACAGGGUCAAAGUUUACUCAAUGAUGAAAUAGGGGGCGGACCGAACAGCGCAUAUGUUCGCCAUCCGUGGCGAACCGUUCGGCGAACCGUUCGGGACAUCACUAGUGCACACCAUCUCGCCUCAUUAAUGCAUCAUUGUCCCCUUCCAAUUCAACGUGCCUUACGGUGCACGAACAGGGCCAUGGUCAUAUUGACCUUUCGCAUAUAGCGUUCUGUGGCCUUACCCUUUCCCUUGGUUCGCCAAACUGGGUGGGGCACAAUCUCUGACCAGACGAGAGUCAGGUCUCCGAACAACGUGACACAGCGGGCCACGUCAUGCUGCAUAGCGUGCACCAGGUCCACCGACCAUCACCAGGUCCACCGACCGUAGCGCCUGAGCUGAAUCAGCUCAGCAUAUGACCCGUCCCAGGACAGCCCCUGGAUACCCCUCCAACGUACCGUUGCUAUCUUGUAUGGUAAACCGAGGUUCCGGCCAUAGGGUCUACUCUCGGCCCGUCUAGCUGCCCAAUACACAAAGGAGUGUCCGAUUAUCCAAAUAAAAUGCGGGGAAGAACCUACAAUGAAACAACAAAAACCACAACUGCACUGUGCCGCUGGCCUAAAGCAAGUGAGGGCGCACAUAGAGCUGGAACCGCCCCGACUGCCAGCGCCCCAACCGCUUGAGAGCCUCUGAUGGAAGAACCAGCAUACUCGCCUGAGUAGCCGCCCCAAUCCGGAAGGAGUGCGUAGUAUAACGUCCGGGAGACAAGCCAAUACUUAUCACCCCAGCCCGAAGCACUCUGGCGAAUUGAAAUCGGCUGAGUGAUGACCCAUCCCGAUGCCUGAACAGCGACCCUGCUGCCAUCCCACGUACCUCCAAGAACUCCCACAGCAACCUGACCAGGCAGAACUGCUGAUCAGUAGCCUUAAUCCGAACCGAGGGGCCCGUCCCCAUCUGAUCCGUCUUUGACCUCCGGAUGAACAACGCAAGGUCCCCCGUAGAAACCUUGAUAUCCGCCAUUUGCAUGGCGGCUGGCGCCCUCGUACUUGGGGCCACCAACUCGCCGACCCGCAGGGCAGCAAAGAAGCCAAUGGUAAACGUGUCCCGAAACAGGAGCAGUUCGUAGUUCGACACACUGUGGUAGCCGCUCCAAUAGUUUGCACAGGAUCUCAUUGGAGAUGGGACGCCGAGCGUCUGGCCUGCGAUCUCUCUUCCAUCCGUUCAUGACCCGCGUGACGCAGAACCACUGCCACCCACACCACUGGAACAGGAACGACAAGGCCGAUAACGUUCUCUCGGACACCGCUGCCGACUUACCCUCCUCUCAGAGCAACUCCAACAAAGCCAGCAUAGCCGACAACCUACCUUCCUCUGAGGACACUCCCCUACCACUGCAGACAUCCGUCCAUCUCCGCCAUACUGCAGAGUACGAUCUCCACGUGGACGCAGCCAGCGACCCCCUCACCAACCGUCUCAGAUUGUGGAAACCAGGUCCCAGCCGCCUGCCGGGCACGAGGUUCCAGUCUGGCCCGCCUCGGGAGCUGCCUCUCGAAACCAGUCCCACUGAAACCGAGAGAGAGAGUCAGCUAUAACGUUCCACUCCCCAGGCACGUGCUGCGCAACCAACCACAAAUUCCACUCUAAACUAAGCAAGACUAAGCGCCAAAACCGGAGGGGAUGAAGACGAAGACCGGUUGAUCACAUGGACAACACUCAUGUUGUCCGUGUGCACCACCACCUUCCAGCUUGCCAGUUCUGAACCCCAUAGUUCCACCGUCACGACAAUGGGAAAGAGCUCCAGGAACGUUAGGUUACCUCCCAAUUCGGUCUCCAACCAGUGGCGGGGCCAGGCCUCCGCGCACCAUCGUCCUUGAAAGUAGGCCCCAAAGCCCACUGCCCCGGCCGCGUCGGUGUACAACUCUAAAUCCAUGUUGGACACCGCUGGGCGCAGCCAGCAAGAUUGACCGUUGUACCUACACAAGAAUGAGCUCCAAACUUGCAGAUCCUCUCGAUGUCUGUGGGUGAUCCGAAUGAAGUGAAACGGCUGUUUGACUCCGACCGUCGCUAAUGAAAGGCGCCGGCAAAAAGCCCUGCCCAUCGGUAGCACCCGACAGGCAAAGUUCAGAUGCCCUAGCAAUGCCUGUAACUGCCGGAGCUGUACCUUUUUCGCUCCUUUCACCCCCGCGUCCAACCAGAACGCACCCCCACAUGCCUACUCUGAUCCCAGGACUGGGAAGGGAGCUCGCUAGCAGCUGGGCCUGGGAGCCUCUCUAAACCUGCCCUAAGCAACCCCAGCACCUCUUCCCCCUCCCACCCCUGUCUCCCGCCAGUGCAUCCCAAGCGCUGGCGCAACACUCACCUGUGGCUGCCUGAGGAUGCCUCCUCCUCCGAUCCAGAUUGCCCGACUGCAAUCUUCUGCUGCGUCCACUGCUGGCGGCCGGCUCCAGCACCAGCGUAAUCACGGUGGAACGCAAGGUGGAACGCAAGGUCUAUGACGGCUGCGCUCUCCUGCGCGAUGCCGUCACGUACGCGCCUUGCGUCCUGACGUCUUCAUCCGGCGUGCGCACGCUGCGUGGCGUGCGCGCUGAUGUCACGUCCGGUUGGGCCGGAAGAGAAGUGCGUGGGCUGUGCGAUCUUCCGGCCUCACCUCCGCCAUUGCCGCAGCCACCAUCUUGGGCCCGGACACCUUCAGCUGCCCGAUUCCGUCGCCUCCUGGGGACCGAUGGCCGCUCCAAGUGCACGGCCGAGCCGCCACUAUGUCUCCUCUCACACUGCCGGACCGGGCUCGGGGGAAAGGCGUGA
This is a messenger RNA of Pelobates cultripes (western spadefoot toad), 6580 nucleotides long. The record is from the annotation of a GenBank genome assembly. Lineage: Eukaryota; Metazoa; Chordata; Amphibia; Anura; Pelobatidae.